AUGAGUUUGAGGACUCUGUCUCUGAGAGGUAACUUAUUGGAUGGGAUAAUUCCUGAAUCUUUGAGUUCUUCGAGAAGGAUUGAAUAUUUCGAUCUUUCUCAUAGCAACCUUUCCGGCAGAAUUCCAAACUAUUUGGAGCGUUUCAAGUUGCAGAAUUUGAACCUCUCAUUUAGCAAGGGAGGAAUUUUAGAAAACACAAAUGCAAUUUCUACCAUGGGAAACACACGGCUUUAUGGCGUGAAAGUACUCGAUCUUCAAAAUUCACAGGCUUCUAGAAGUUUCGUAGCUGAAUCUGAAGCCUUGAAAAGAAUUAGGCACCCAAAUCUUGUCAAACUACCAACUGCUUGUUCAAGCAUCGAUUCUCAAGGAAACGAGUUCAAAGAUUUGGUUAACUGGUUCAAGGUGAAAGGAAGCCUAGAAGAAUGGCUGAAUAGGUCAGUUCAAAGAGUAAACAUGCCAACCAAUCUGCAGAAGCAUUCGGAUCUUAUUCAGAGAGGAAACAUUGCCAUUGACCUAGGGUCUGCUCUGGAUUAUUUGCACAAUCGCUCUCACAAGCCAAUAGUUCAUUGUGAUUUAAAACCGAUUAACAUUCUCUUGGAUGAUGGCCCGACUACCUGUUUUGGUGAUUUCGGUUCAGCAAGGUAUUUGUCAGAUGCUUAUUCCAUACUUCCUUCACCUGAAAGCUCUUCAAACGGAAUAAAAGCUACGGGAAUUCUGCUAUUUGAGAUGCUAACCGGCAAGAGGCUGACGGAUGACAUGUUUAAAGAUGGUCUGAGCCUACACAACUUUGUCAUGAUGGCUUUGCCCAAAUGUGUGGAGGAAGUAUGUAAUCCACUGCUUCUUCAAAGAGAAGAAAGUAACACUAGUACUAAUGCCACAGACAAUGCAGCAUACCGUGCCCUAGAUGAUGAAAGACAGAGUUGA
Molecule: messenger RNA, 924 nt
Organism: Malus domestica (apple)
Lineage: Eukaryota; Viridiplantae; Streptophyta; Magnoliopsida; Rosales; Rosaceae
Product: probable LRR receptor-like serine/threonine-protein kinase At3g47570
Biological process (GO): protein phosphorylation
Molecular function (GO): ATP binding; protein kinase activity; protein binding
Source: RefSeq, a predicted model, not a curated record